Molecule: messenger RNA, 3641 nt
Organism: Echinops telfairi (small Madagascar hedgehog)
Lineage: Eukaryota; Metazoa; Chordata; Mammalia; Afrosoricida; Tenrecidae
Gene: SRP72
Product: signal recognition particle 72
Exons: 22
Coding region: 1-2157 (718 amino acids)
Biological process (GO): SRP-dependent cotranslational protein targeting to membrane
Cellular component (GO): signal recognition particle, endoplasmic reticulum targeting
Molecular function (GO): protein binding; ribosome binding; 7S RNA binding
Source: RefSeq, a predicted model, not a curated record
AUGUUUUUCAAGAUUGAAUUUGGUGUUGAUGUAACCACCAAAGAAAUUAUUCUUGCUGAUGUUAUUGAUAACGAUUCCUGGAGACUCUGGCCAUCUGGAGAUCGAAGCCAACAGAAGGACAAACAGUCCUAUCGUGACCUCAAAGAAGUAACUCCUGAAGGGCUGAAGAUGGUCAAGAAAAAUUUUGAGUGGGUUGCAGAAAGAGUAGAGGGCCCAGAUGAAACUCUGAGGAUUAAAGCUGAGUAUGAAGUCUUGCAGAUCAACAAGGAUGAUAUAACUGCCCUGCACUGUAAAGUGGUAUGCCUCAUCCAGAAUGGAAGUUUCAAAGAAGCCUUGAAUGUCAUCAACACUCACACCAAAGUGUUGGCCAAUAAUUCUCUUUCCUUUGAGAAGGCAUAUUGCGAGUACAGGCUGAACAGAAUCGAGAAUGCCUUGAAGACAAUAGAAGGUGCUACCCAGCAGACAGACAAACUAAAGGAGCUGUAUGGACAAGUGCUGUACCGGUUGGAACGCUAUGAUGAAUGUUUAGCGGUGUACAGAGAUCUUGUCCGAAACUCCCAAGAUGACUAUGAUGAGGAAAGAAAAACCAACCUUUCUGCAGUUGUUGCAGCUCAAAGUAAUUGGGAAAAAGUGGUUCCAGACAACCUGGGCCUCCAAGAAGGCACAUAUGAAUUGUGCUACAAUGCUGCAUGCGCUCUGAUUGGACAGGGCCAACUGAACCAGGCCAUGAAGAUCCUACAAAAAGCCGAAGAUCUUUGCCGCCGUUCACUGUCAGAAGACUCUGAUGGGACCGAGGAAGACUCACAGGCAGAACUGGCCAUCAUUCAUGGUCAGAUGGCCUAUAUUCUGCAGCUUCAGGGUCGUACAGAGGAGGCACUGCAACUUUACAAUCAGAUAAUAAAACUAAAGCCAACAGAUGUGGGAUUGCUAGCUGUAAUUGCAAAUAACAUCAUUACCAUUAACAAGGACCAAAAUGUCUUUGACUCCAAGAAGAAGGUGAAAUUAACCAAUGCAGAAGGAGUAGAGUUUAAACUUUCCAAGAAACAACUGCAAGCUAUAGAAUUUAACAAAGCUUUACUUGCCAUGUACACAAACCAGGCAGAACAAUGCCGCAAAAUAUCCUCCAGUUUACAGUCCCAAAGUCCUGAGCAUCUCCUGCCUGUCUUAAUCCAAGCUGCCCAGCUGUGCCGUGAAAAGCAACAUGUGAAAGCAAUAGAGCUGCUUCAGGAAUUUUCGGAUCAGCAUCCAGAAAAUGCAGCCAAGAUUAAGCUGACCAUGGCACAACUGAAAAUUUCCCAAGGAAAUAUUUCCAAAGCAUGUCUAAUAUUGAGAAGCAUAGAGGAGUUAAAGCAUAAACCAGGCAUGGUGUCAGCAUUAGUGACCAUGUACAGCCACGAGGAAGAUAUUGACAGUGCCAUUGAGGUCUUCACACAAGCCAUCCAGUGGUAUCAAAAUCAUCAGCCCAAAUCUUCUGCUCAUUUGUCUUUGAUAAGAGAAGCUGCAAACUUCAAACUCAAAUAUGGGCGGAAAAAGGAGGCAAUUAGUGACCUAGAACAGCUAUGGAAACAAAAUCCUAAAGAUAUUCACACUCUGGCACAGCUUAUUUCUGCUUACUCACUUGUAGAUCCUGAGAAGGCGAAAGCUCUUAGUAAACACUUGCCCUCGUCAGACAGUAUGUCUCUCAGAGUCGAUGUUGAGGCUCUUGAAAAUUCUCCUGGUGCUACGUACAUUCGGAAGAAGGGUGGAAAAGUUGCUGGCGAUAAUCAACCAAAGGAGCAAGGCCAAGGUGAUUUGAAAAAGAAGAAGAAGAAAAAGAAGGGAAAACUACCUAAGAACUAUGAUCCAAAAGUUACCCCAGAUCCAGAAAGAUGGUUACCAAUGCGAGAACGUUCUUACUACAGAGGAAGGAAGAAGGGUAAAAAGAAGGAUCAGAUUGGGAAAGGGACCCAGGGAGCAACUGUAGGAUCUUCGUCUGAACUGGAUGCCAGUAAAACUGUGAGCAGCCCUCCCACCUCCCCAAGACCUGGCAGUGGGGCAACAGUAUCUGCCUCUACAAGUAACAUCAUACCCCCGAGACAUCAGAAGCCUGCAGGGGCUCCAGCAACAAAAAAGAAACAGCAACAGAAAAAGAAGAAGGGGGGCAAAGGUGGCUGGUGAUGAGAAGAACGUUCUUGUUGCAGGCUAUUUUUAAACGCGUCUCAUUGGCACUAGGGACAUACAGUGACACAGCAAGAAGCACAGAACUGCGCCCUCCUUCAUCCUACAUUUUCGUUACGUUCUUUUCUUGUGCAUCAAAUAGGAAUAGGAAAACAUCCUCAUCCAAUUUGAUGCCUAGUCACUUGCCCCUCUUGUACCAUCUAGCUUUGCACAGAGAAUGAGGACACAGAAUAAGUGGUGUUUAUCCACCUUGAGAUCUGCUGUUUCCUUUAACUCUGUAUGCUGAUCUGGUCUUUCUUCAGCUCAACAAACAAGGCAUGUUAUAGAAGGUUUUUCCAGGUUUUAGUUUGUCAACUAGAAUCUGAUGAAAAUACUUGUUCCUCUUCAAAUCUCACAUUGUAUCUUGGGAAGCUUAAAAUGGAAUCUUCUGAGCCUUCCAAUUGUCUGCUUAGGAAUACCAUGGUAUAAAAGGGACCUGAUUAAUAUACACUGGUGUUUUCACUUCAUUAAAUGGGUUACCACAGGAAAACCAAAGUCAAGUCUUGAAGAUUUUGUCUUGGGAUACUGAAUUUUGGGUUAUUUUUCAUUGAACUUUUAUGUACAGGGGCGCAGCAAAAAGUUUGUGGGAAAAUGGAAUGAAAAGAUAAUGGAAUUUUCCCACAAAGUAUUUGAAGCCCCUUCGUUUUAAUUGGGGCCCCUUUGCACAUUCACAUUAUCUUCAGAUUUUGGUAACAUGCUGAUUUAGCAUAUUAAAGAACUCAAAGGAUACUAAUGUUACAAGAAGUGGACUCUAAAGGCUCUGAAGUCAAAUUGGUUUGCACUGUCUCAGAAACAUUAAUGACCCUGUCAAGAGCAUGAACACGGACUUCCUAAGCGAGCGGAAAUCAGUGCCAGAGUUUGGUGCCAGGCAAUAUUAAGACCUAACUGACUGUAUGGCCCAAUUAAUAGUAAAUGGCCUAUCUUUCCAGUUCUGGGUAUGACCAUUCAUGAGCCUUCUCAAAGUAAUGAGGUAUUCUUAGUUAUUUUACAGUGUAAAUGUUGUGCUCGUCUUUUUGCUUACAAGCCACUCUCAUUGAACUGCUGUAAGACGGGCAUGUUGGGCUGCCCACCCUUGUGUUCAUUUUGUGCUGCCUAAGGCACUCGUAUCGCCUUGUGAUGUUACUGUCCUUAUUAAUAAAGUGCUGCUGUGCUUGCCUCUGAACAUACCUACCGAAACUUCUUCAGAGAGUUUAUGUUAAGGCUUUCUUUGUCAAACUUUAGGGAAAGAAGAGGGUUAAGAAACGUGGUGCUGCCAUUUUUGUUUUGCAUAAUCACAAUUGGUGGAGGCCUCUAAAGAAAUUCUCUUGAAAUAGGAAUGAUUUAUUAUGGUAUAAUACUUUUUGAACUCUACAGAAGAUCUUUUGCUAAGAAUGUCAGAUAUUCUUUCUGAAAACAUUUCCCAUUAUAGGACUAAAUGUUAAUAAAUUGUUAUGGGAUUCAUUCCA